UUUGAAACAGCGGGGCAUCUUUGUGUUUGCCAUUGGAUCAAGGACCUCGGACAGCAGAGAGCUGCAAAGGCUAUCGUUUGAGCCUAGCUACGCUUUGUCAGUGUCUGAUUUUAGUGGGCUCGACACCGUCCAGGAACAAAUCUCCUCUCUGAUGAGCACAGCCGUAGUCAGAUCCCGGCCUUUGACAACCACAGAGACAGUGGGAAGACAGACACCAGCAAGGGAUGUGGUUUUCUUGCUGGAUGCAACCGAUGCAACUAGAAGCGACUUCCCAGCCGUGCAAGACUUUGUCCAGAGAGUGGUGGAGACGCUACUUGUGGACGAGAAGAAAGACCGUGUGUCAGUGGUUCAGUACAGCAGAGAUCCAGCUGUCCAGUUUUAUCUGAACACUUACAUGACAAAAGACGAGAUCCUUAAUGCUGUCAGAAAUUUGAGGCACAAAGGGGGGAGAUCUCUCAACACUGGAGCAGCUCUCCAGUACUUGAGGGAAAACGUCUUCACUGCCUCUUCGGGAAGCAGGCGCUUGGAGGGAGUUCCACAGGUCCUGAUACUGCUAAGCAGUGGAAGAUCUGCUGACAGUGUCGAUGCACCGGCCUCUGCUCUCAAACAAAUGGGCAUAUUGACCUUUGCAGUUGGCAGUAGAGGCUCUGACAGUAGAGAACUGCAGAGGAUAUCCCACAAGCCCACUUCUGCUUUCACUGUGGCUGAAUUCACAGACCUUUCCAGCGUGCCGCAGCAGCUGUUGGCCUCUUUAGAGGCUUUGCCCAUUGACGUGACCCCAGAAACCCCAACUGAUUCUGUUGACACAGCCAAAAAAGAUGUUGUAUUUCUCCUGGAUGGCUCUGAUGGCACAAGGAAUGGUUUCUCUGCAAUGCGUGACUUUGUUGAAAGAGUGGUGGAGAAACUGAGCGUGGGAGAAAACAAGGACCGUGUGUCUGUUGUCCAAUACAGCCGAGAAGCAGAGGUCCAUUUCUCUCUGAAUACACACAGAACAAGGGAAGAUGUUAUGGACGCUGUCAGAGGGCUUAGACACAGAGGAGGAAGACCCCUAAAUACCGGGGCAGCCCUCCAGUACGUCAUGGACAAUGUCUUUACAAACUCCACUGUGAGCAGACGCCUGCAAGGUGUUCCACAGAUCUUGAUACUGCUAGCAGGCGGAAGGUCUUUUGACAAUGUGGAUACCCCAGCUUCUGCUUUGAAACAGCGGGGCAUCUUUGUGUUUGCCAUUGGAUCAAGGACCUCGGACAGCAGAGAGCUGCAAAGGCUAUCGUUUGAGCCUAGCUACGCUUUGUCAGUGUCUGAUUUUAGUGGGCUCGACACCGUCCAGGAACAAAUCUCCUCUCUGAUGAGCACAGCCGUAGUCAGAUCCCGGCCUUUGACAACCACAGAGACAGUGGGAAGACAGACACCAGCAAGGGAUGUGGUUUUCUUGCUGGAUGCAACCGAUGCAACUAGAAGCGACUUCCCAGCCGUGCAAGACUUUGUCCAGAGAGUGGUGGAGACGCUACUUGUGGACGAGAAGAAAGACCGUGUGUCAGUGGUUCAGUACAGCAGAGAUCCAGCUGUCCAGUUUUAUCUGAACACUUACAUGACAAAAGACGAGAUCCUUAAUGCUGUCAGAAAUUUGAGGCACAAAGGGGGGAGAUCUCUCAACACUGGAGCAGCUCUCCAGUACUUGAGGGAAAACGUCUUCACUGCCUCUUCGGGAAGCAGGCGCUUGGAGGGAGUUCCACAGGUCCUGAUACUGCUAAGCAGUGGAAGAUCUGCUGACAGUGUCGAUGCACCGGCCUCUGCUCUCAAACAAAUGGGCAUAUUGACCUUUGCAGUUGGCAGUAGAGGCUCUGACAGUAGAGAACUGCAGAGGAUAUCCCACAAGCCCACUUCUGCUUUCACUGUGGCUGAAUUCACAGACCUUUCCAGCGUGCCGCAGCAGCUGUUGGCCUCUUUAGAGGCUUUGCCCAUUGACGUGACCCCAGAAACCCCAACUGAUUCUGUUGACACAGCCAAAAAAGAUGUUGUAUUUCUCCUGGAUGGCUCUGAUGGCACAAGGAAUGGUUUCUCUGCAAUGCGUGACUUUGUUGAAAGAGUGGUGGAGAAACUGAGCGUGGGAGAAAACAAGGACCGUGUGUCUGUUGUCCAAUACAGCCGAGAAGCAGAGGUCCAUUUCUCUCUGAAUACACACAGAACAAGGGAAGAUGUUAUGGACGCUGUCAGAGGGCUUAGACACAGAGGAGGAAGACCCCUAAAUACCGGGGCAGCCCUCCAGUACGUCAUGGACAAUGUCUUUACAAACUCCACUGGAGCAGACGCCUGCAAGGUGUUCCACAGAUCUUGAUACUGCUAGCAGGCGGAAGGUCUUUUGACAAUGUGGAUACCCCAGCUUCUGCU
This is a messenger RNA of Oryzias latipes (Japanese medaka), 2388 nucleotides long. NCBI's taxonomy places the organism in Eukaryota, Metazoa, Chordata, Actinopteri, Beloniformes, Adrianichthyidae. The record is from RefSeq and is a predicted model, not a curated record.